This is a messenger RNA of Rhododendron vialii, 2307 nucleotides long. RefSeq names its product protein REDUCED WALL ACETYLATION 2-like. Gene Ontology annotation, cellular component: Golgi apparatus. The record is from RefSeq and is a predicted model, not a curated record. The transcript has 16 exons. Gene Ontology annotation, biological process: xylan biosynthetic process; xyloglucan metabolic process; plant-type secondary cell wall biogenesis. NCBI's taxonomy places the organism in Eukaryota, Viridiplantae, Streptophyta, Magnoliopsida, Ericales, Ericaceae. Bases 336 to 1982 code for a protein of 548 amino acids. Gene Ontology annotation, molecular function: acetyltransferase activity.
AAAGAUUUCCCAACCGCCGACUCCACUCUCUCUACCAAAACUUGUAAUCCCAUUCCCUCACUAUUUACUCUCUCUCUCUCUCUCUCAGUUUUGUAAUCCCAUUCCCUCACUAUUUACUCUCUCUCUCUCUCUCUCUCUCUCUCUCUCUCUCUCGUGACGAUUCACCAUUACACCCAUCACUCUCGUUAUCCUCGGCAAAUCUAGUCUUCCAUUUCGCAGAUCUGGUUUCCUGGGAAAAGCAACACGAACACAAGCGCGUCUAAUUUCGUAAUGCUUACCUCAUUGAUGUAUUACUGAUUGUGUUUGUGUGUAAGUUUUGCUUAGAGCUUUCAGCAAUGGUGAUCUACGGACCUGUAACUCCUGGUCAGGUGUCAUUUUUACUUGGAUUCGUCCCUAUACUUCUGGCUUGGAUGUAUGCAGAAUUCUUGGAGUACAGCAAAAAAUCAGCUUCGUCCAAACUAUUGGCAAGGCAUUCAGAUAUCAGCUUGGUUGAGUUGGGAAAUGAACCAGUUAAAGAAGAUGAGAGAGCUAUUUUGUUGGAGGGGGCAGGUCUUCAGUCAAGUUCUCCUAAAGCUCGGAGUUCAUCUAUCACUUCCCACAUUGUCAAAUUCUUUCUAAUGGACGAGUCUUUCUUGCUUGAAAAUCGUCUGACACUGAGAGCCAUAUCCGAAUUUGGUUCCCUUUUGAUCUACUUUUACUUAUGUGACCGGACAAAUCUCUUUGCUGAAUCAAAAAAGAGUUACAAUCGGGAUCUUUUCUUAUUUCUGUACUUCCUUCUAGUCAUAGUUUCAGCAGUUACUUCUUUCAAGAUACAUCAUGAUAAGUCACCAAUCUCAGGGAAAUCCAUACUGUACCUAAACAGGCACCAAACUGAGGAGUGGAAAGGGUGGAUGCAGGUACUUUUCCUAAUGUACCAUUACUUUGCUGCAACUGAAAUUUACAAUGCAAUACGGCUUUUUAUCGCUGCAUAUGUGUGGAUGACUGGAUUUGGCAACUUUUCCUACUAUUACGUCCGCAAAGACUUCAGCCUUGGAAGGUUUGCCCAGAUGAUGUGGCGGCUAAACUUUUUGGUGUUAUGUUGCUGUGUUAUCCUCAACAACAGUUACAUGCUGUACUACAUAUGCCCCAUGCACACUCUUUUCACUCUUAUGGUUUAUGGGGCGCUUGGCAUUUUGAACAAGUAUAAUGAGAUGGGCCAAGUCAUUGCUGCAAAAAUCGUUUCUUGCUUUUUUGUGGUUAUUUUGAUGUGGGAAGUACCUGGGGUGUUUGAGCUGGUUUGGAGCCCAUUUACUUUCCUUCUCAAAUACACCGACCCAGAUCCUUCAAAAGCAAAAUAUUCCCUGUUGCAUGAGUGGCAUUUCCGCUCAGGCCUUGAUCGCUACAUAUGGAUAGUUGGAAUGAUAUAUGCUUAUUAUCAUCCAACCGUUGAGAGGUGGAUGGAGAAAUUAGAGGAAACAGAAGUCAAACGCAGGAUAUCAAUUAAGAUAGCUGUUGCUACCGUUAGCUUAACGGUGGGGUAUUUAUGGUUUGAGCAUAUAUACAAGCUUCCCAAGGUGACAUAUAAUCAGUAUCAUCCUUAUACCUCAUGGAUACCUAUAACUGUCUAUAUAUGCUUGCGAAAUCUGACGCAGAACUUCCGUAGCUACAGUUUGACCCUUUUUGCAUGGCUUGGAAAGAUCACACUGGAGACCUACAUAUCACAAAUCCACAUAUGGUUAAGGUCAGGCGUGCCCGAUGGACAGCCUAAAUUGUUGCUUUCUCUGAUCCCAGACUACCCUUUAUUGAACUUCAUGCUCACCACUUCCAUCUAUGUUGCAGUUUCAUACAGGCUCUUUGACCUGACCAACACAUUGAAAACGGCAUUUGUGCCUAGUAAAGACGACAAGCGGUUGACAUACAACAUACUUGCAGCUGUAGUCAUCUCCAGCAUAUUGUACACACUAUCUUUUAUAUUCCUAAAGAUCCCUCAGAUGAUGGUGUAACACUUCAAAAGGCAUGCCAUAAAAAGGACAAAAUUCCACAAUAUUCUUCUUUGAACUGAUGAAGCAUAUUGCUCCAGCAGGAGUUCACCUUGUUCGUGAUGUAAUUGUUCACCUUGUUCGUGAUGUAAUUUGCAGAUAGAGCGUGGUAUUUAGUAAUUCUUACGAUUAGUAUUGUAUAGAGAAAGGCAGCUGAUGAAUUGAAACCCUAGUUAAGGGGUUAUGCUUGAAUGUAUUCUCAUUAGCUUCGAACAAAUAUUGUGAUUACAAUUGUUAUCUCAUGAAGCUUCUACAGGUAAUAAGUGCAAUUUCAUUGCCUGUGUCAAAA